AUGCCGACGCUUUUUGAUUUCGGUCCUAUCUUACGUCCUGUCGAUCGGACUCGCCAUGCUGCCCAGAACAACCGUGACGUUCCGAACUAUGAGGAUCUGACCAUGGAAGACAUCAAGGAAUUCGCGCUCGCAUACAUGCGCAACGAGUACUCCCCGAAGCCACUCGAACACGGCCCACUUCUCCACCCCAAGAACCAGCCCUACAACAGCAACGCGCGAUUCCUCUCAACCACCACCGCGUCGCCCUACGAGCCCCUCGGCCGCACCAUGCCGGCUCAAGCCUCCCGCUGGAUGGCCACCGGCUCCGCGCUGCGCCAGUACAACCCACUCACCAACCUCCCCAGCGCCGCCGCAACAUCGACGGCCAACCGCACCCAACGCCAGGGCUUCCGCGACGCCUCAAAGUUCCGCAACCUGCUCCAGCGCGCGCGCGUCCCGCUCGACGCCAUCGAGCAGCUCGAAGCCACGCUCAAGGACUUCUCGCGCCUCAACCGCUUCAGCCGCGUGCGCACCAAGCUCGCCCGCGCCGGCGCCUUCGCCGCCUUCGCCGCGCGCCUCAUCAACGACCAGAGCCUGCUCGCCGUCCUCUGGCACCCCGCCCCGCCCCGCUGCACGACGACCGGCUUCGCCAUGCCCGCCGACGCCGUCGAGGUCGCCCGCCGCGACAUGCAGGAGGCCGCCGCCGCGACCUUCGUGCGCCUCGGCUCCAAGGACAACUUCGAGCUGCGCUGCCGCGCGCUGCUGAAGACGAGGCUUCCGGGCAAGAGGCUGCUGGGUGAGGGCUUCCGUGUCGAUGGGCAGAGGCUGGAGGCGUACCGCGACGCGGAGAACCCGCGCGCCGCGACCUGGCGCCACGUCCACCGCGAGUACUUUGCCAUCGAGGACCUGCGGGAUGUGGGCCAGGGAGAGAGGCUGGUCAGGCGCGUGUCGUUCACGCGCGAGUGCAACGACUGCGGCGUCAGGCACCAGCACGAGAUCCAGCUUAUCAUCGGUCCCGAGGAGGAGAUGCCGCGCCAGGGAGAGCUGCCGGCGUACCAUGACCUCGUCCCGUUGCCGCCGCCGGCAGCGGCCCCGCAGGAGCAGGAGGAGGAGCGGUUGGUGCUGCCGGAGUUGCCUGCGUCUGGCUACGUGUCUGGAAGUGGCUCCGAGUCUGAGGUGGAGGAGCUCAUGCCUCGCCCGCUGAACAUCCGUCGGAGGUGGCCGUUGGAGUAG
Molecule: messenger RNA, 1212 nt
Organism: Lasiodiplodia theobromae
Lineage: Eukaryota; Fungi; Ascomycota; Dothideomycetes; Botryosphaeriales; Botryosphaeriaceae
Exons: 1
Coding region: 1-1212 (403 amino acids)
Source: RefSeq, a predicted model, not a curated record